Messenger RNA from Aphanomyces invadans, 207 nucleotides. RefSeq lists its product as hypothetical. NCBI's taxonomy places the organism in Eukaryota, Oomycota, Saprolegniomycetes, Saprolegniales, Verrucalvaceae. Bases 1 to 207 code for a protein of 68 amino acids. The record is from RefSeq and is a predicted model, not a curated record. The transcript has 2 exons. Gene Ontology annotation, molecular function: nucleic acid binding.
AUGCUGCAGUACGUGCACUUGGACGAGAAGUGGUUUUACAUCACCAAGGUGAGCCGUAAGUAUUAUCUCGUACCUGGAGAGAAAGAGCCAAAACGAGAGUUCAAAAGCAAAGGAGCUGGAACUCUCGAAACCAAGUCAGUCGUCGUGACAAAGGACGUGUACCGUACCGUCUUGCUGGAAAAGGUCUUGCCUGCCAUCGUCGCCUAA